UAAAUCUGAUACGAAUGUGUGUAUGACUGGAGGGCUAUAGGAAAAGGGCCCCCCAUAGUUAUAUAAAGGAUAGGUAGACAGGAAUUCCUUUUACAUCUUAGGUAAUGCUGAUCGUCUCAUAAGAAACCAUUCUACAAGAACAUUAGGUUACUGCAGUUCAUAAAGACAUGUUGUGGGAACUGUAAUCAUCUACUGAUAACGAAAAAUAGCUCAUACCAGCAAUCAUACAAUUGGUUCAUAGGGACACCGCCCGUUGAAAACAGAGUACUGAGCAUGCGUAGAACGUGAUACUCUUAUAUAAUAGUAUGUUGCAAUGCGCGUAAUAGUAAGCGCGCACAAACAGUACUUAACUAUAACUAGUGCUGUUCAUGAGGAAAUGGCUACAAGCCAUCCAAUCAUAAUGAAGCUCAUGACUGAGCAUCCCCAGGAUGCAACAAGAUGAUGGGUGGAGUUAUGGGCAUAUAGGCAGAGGAUCUUUCCCAUUUGGUUGGGACUGUUCCACUGCUGACGAGCCGUGUGAUGUGUAUGCGCUGCCUCCUGAUGAAUCGCUGGUCCCCCGAUAUGGAGUGAUGAUGCAAUAUCCGGUAAUGUAUUGAUUCUUACUCUAUGAUUGAUUUAUCCACGAUUUCACUGUAUACUCUAGAAAACUGUAUAGUGACCUAAGUAUUCAUAUAAUAAAUCAUUAAUAACAGAGAGAAGUUGUAUGCUGUGUGUUUCCUAGUUGGGAAGCUAGUGAGAGGAAAGGUGAGGCCUUAGCAUCGCCAAAAACAUGGCAAUACAUUAAUUGGCGACGAGGAUGGGAUUUGACCUUUUAUAACAUAUUGUUUGGGGCAGGGGAAUCCAGGGGAGUAAUUUGUAGAAAUUUGGCAUGUUGCCAGAAGUAAGGGGCAAUUGAUACAUAAGCUCGUAAAAUUGCCCCUGAAGGAUAUUUUGACUUGAAACUUGGUAUCUGAACAAAUCAUCCGGUAAUGCACCGAUUAGAUUAAGACAGGAGUAGGAAGCUCCUCCUUUCCAGUUUCAAAGCAAAAUAUCUUGGAAACUAAAAACAAUUUAUCUGUCGGAGGUUGUCUUAAAACGUUCCAAGUAACAAGGGACACCUCUGAGCACAGCCCCACCCAUUUUGGCAAAAAGCCAAAAAUAUAACAGUAUGUUUAAGAAAAAGGCCAAAUCCCAGAAAGAACCCGUGGAGAUCCCCGGCUGGACCGAGGCUCCCUAUAAUAUAAUAGCAACAGAAUUAGCUGGUCACGGGUUAGCGGAAUCAUGGGAUAAACAGUUAAAAGAAUCAAAUCCGGUGGAUGUAGUUCAAGUACUUGAGAAACUCCCAGCGAAAGCUGGUGAUGCAGUUACCCUGGCUCGAAGGAGCUGGGUGUUGGCAUCUGCAUAUCGUGGAGUGCACAGCGAUUGCAGAAGGCAAUUCAAGAUCAGAGGCGCGCGGAACAGGCUCCGUUGGAAGCCGAGGGGCGUGCUCUGAUGUUGGAAUGUAGUGGAAAACUGUUGAAAGACAAGUUGACCCACUAUCAGACUAUAGCAGAGAACUCUGCUGUAUACAUAGCGGCGAAUAAAUAUAAGAAAAGAAGGGGUAGGAUUAACAAGAAUAAAGUUUAUAAACAUAUAGCUGCCGCUAGUGUGGAUCGGGACCCUAGUAGAUGGGAUGGGGAUAUCUGGAAUUCAGACUCGGAUGAUUGGGAUGAUUGUCCCGAUGGUCCUGAUUGUCCUGAUCCAGUGAUGGAUCCCCCAUCUGCUAAGGCAUUUCCGGUGCUACGUAGGAAGGAAAAAACUACCUUAGGACCGGAAAUAAGGGAAAAAAAUAGGGUAAGAGUGUGGCAUACAACCCUCGGUUGUCUGCUACACUCACAGCAGAAGGGGAUGGCAUGAGUAGUCAAUAUGCGGAACUCAUGGCUGUUUUCCUUGCCCUGAAAAAAGAACAGGGAGAUCAAUGUCAUAUUUUCACAGACUCAUGGUCGGUAGCUAAUGGCUUGGCUACUUGGUUAAUGGGCUGGAAAAAACAUGAUUGGGUUAUACAUGGAAAGGAAAUCUGGGGAAAACAAAUUUGGCAGGAAAUAGAGGAGAUAGAACUAACACUACUGUUUUCCAUGUUGAUGCUCAUAUGCCGAUAGACUCUCUUGAACGUUUGUUUAAUUCCCAAGCAGAUGCGGCAACGGCCAUAUCCACUAUAUCCAAGUCAGAGGAUAGAGAGACUGAGUCAUGGCUGGAAGGUACAGCCGUUUGGGCUCACCAAAAAAGUAGACAUCUUGGAGAAAAGGCCACUUACAGAAUCCACUAAGACAUUGUGGCAGCGCCCUUGGUCUCCUUGGUAUCGUGUGGUUGGCAUCCUACGCAGACGGUAAUACACCCGGACACAAGCUGAGCCUGGCUGAAUCCAGAAAUUGGACGUGGGGAUGGAGAAACUAUUCUAAAACCAGGAAAUAGGACAGUGUUACAUGUGAAGCCAAUUGACUCUGCAUUUGUUCUUUGCAAACCCUACAGCAGCAACAACAGAAAGGGUUGUUCCAAACCAUGUUGUUGACGGGGAAUGAGGAAGUUUGGAGGACCGUGUUUAACUCUUUUGUAAGGGAAAAACACUGGCUGGACACCAAAGCGCCUAAAAUAAGGUGUAAUGAUACGUCCUGCACCGGUAAAUUGGUCUACUACAAUGUGACUAAAAGUAAUAUAAUGUGUAAGUUUGUAGUAUUACCAAUGUUAAAGGGCCCAGAAGGUAAUCAACAUUUUUGGGUACCUACAUUUUAUGGACAAGUAAUUGAUAGCAAUAAUAGCACACAUGAUUUAACUUUCUGUGAUGACACUCUUGAAGGUAAAAUCUGUAAGUUACAGUCUGCUGUAUAUGAGCCUUGCUUGUUACAGAACACUGUAAAUAAAUGCGAGUGGGCCAUAAUGCCUACGUCAUACCGAUGGAUGGUUGAAGUAGCACCCCAGGUGAUAUGCGUAGUGACAGAUCGUCAGGUGGUCCCUAAAAUGAGGGUGCCUUUUGCAGGAUGCAUACACAACAUCACGGUUAUUCAAUGGGAAAAUGAAACUUUUAUGUUAAAUCCAGAUAAUGAGCUAAGCACCAAGGUGUUAUGGCAAGACACGGCUUUAGAAGUCCCUAAUUGGGAUCUAAAUUUGACUAGACUGAAAGCAAUUACAAAUUUGAACAGGAGUAUCACGGGACACAAGCUCUUUACUACGGUAGUGUCUGAUAAAAUAGUAAAAGUAGGAUCCGCCAUAGCGGACGCUACAUCCCAUCAUUGGUGGGACAUAUUCAUGGGGUAUUCCCCAUCAGCCAGGACUACCAUGGAUUGGGUGGUUCACCCCUUGUUGGUAGUCAUGAUAGUAGUAAUUGUACUAUGUAUUUGGAAUUGUUAUGUAGCCUAUGGUAUAUGUUGUAAAAAACGAAAAAUGAUAAUGGUUUCCUAUACCAACGGUCAGCAUUAAGGACCGAAUGUGAUGUAAAUCUGAUACGAAUGUGUGUAUGACUGGAGGGCUAUAGGAAAAGGGCCCCCCAUAGUUAUAUAAAGGAUAGGUAGACAGGAAUUCCUUUUACAUCUUAGGUAAUGCUGAUCGUCUCAUAAGAAACCAUUCUACAAGAACAUUAGGUUACUGCAGUUCAUAAAGACAUGUUGUGGGAACUGUAAUCAUCUACUGAUAACGAAAAAUAGCUCAUACCAGCAAUCAUACAAUUGGUUCAUAGGGACACCGCCCGUUGAAAACAGAGUACUGAGCAUGCGUAGAACGUGAUACUCUUAUAUAAUAGUAUGUUGCAAUGCGCGUAAUAGUAAGCGCGCACAAACAGUACUUAACUAUAACUAGUGCUGUUCAUGAGGAAAUGGCUACAAGCCAUCCAAUCAUAAUGAAGCUCAUGACUGAGCAUCCCCAGGAUGCAACAAGAUGAUGGGUGGAGUUAUGGGCAUAUAGGCAGAGGAUCUUUCCCAUUUGGUUGGGACUGUUCCACUGCUGACGAGCCGUGUGAUGUGUAUGCGCUGCCUCCUGAUGAAUCGCUGGUCCCCCGAUAUGGAGUGAUGAUGCAAUAUCCGGUAAUGUAUUGAUUCUUACUCUAUGAUUGAUUUAUCCACGAUUUCACUGUAUACUCUAGAAAACUGUAUAGUGACCUAAGUAUUCAUAUAAUAAAUCAUUAAUAACAGAGAGAAGUUGUAUGCUGUGUGUUUCCUAGUUGGGAAGCUAGUGAGAGGAAAGGUGAGGCCUUA
Molecule: messenger RNA, 4202 nt
Organism: Bufo gargarizans (Asiatic toad)
Lineage: Eukaryota; Metazoa; Chordata; Amphibia; Anura; Bufonidae
Exons: 2
Coding region: 2518-3432 (304 amino acids)
Source: RefSeq, a predicted model, not a curated record